Molecule: messenger RNA, 2834 nt
Organism: Miniopterus natalensis
Lineage: Eukaryota; Metazoa; Chordata; Mammalia; Chiroptera; Miniopteridae
Gene: OS9
Product: OS9 endoplasmic reticulum lectin
Biological process (GO): endoplasmic reticulum unfolded protein response; ERAD pathway; retrograde protein transport, ER to cytosol
Cellular component (GO): endoplasmic reticulum lumen
Source: RefSeq, a predicted model, not a curated record
GACCAAUCACGCGUAGCGAGUGGUUUUGCUACUCUUCGUGAUCCACCUCCACGUGGGCUUUAGAGGCGCAUCUACAAAUGGGACCAGAGUACGUGAGAGGGACAGGACAGCUAGCCAAUGAGACUUCGGGAUGUUAAUAGACGUGGUGAGGCUGCUGCCAGGUUGAGGGCGGAAGGAGUUCUGGCUAAGACGGGGAGCGAAAGAUGGCGGCAGAACCGCUGCUGUCCAGGCUGUUGGGGUUGCUGCUUUUGGGACUCUUGUUACCCGCAAGCCUGACUGGCGGUGUCGGGAGCCUGAACCUGGAGGAGCUGAGUGAGAUGCGUUAUGGGAUCGAGAUCCUGCCGUUGCCUGUCAUGGGAGGGCAGAGCCAAGCUUCGGACGUGGUGAUUGUUUCCUCUAAGUACAAGCAGCGCUAUGAAUGUCGCCUGCCAGCUGGAGCCAUUCAUUUCCAGCGUGAAAGGGAGGAGGAGACACCUGCUUACCAAGGGCCUGGGAUCCCCGAGUUGCUGAACCCAAUGAAAGAUGCUCCUUGCCUGCUGAAGACCAAGGACUGGUGGACAUACGAAUUCUGUUAUGGACGCCACAUCCAGCAGUACCACAUGGAAGAUUCAGAGAUCAAAGGUGAAGUCCUCUAUCUCGGCUACUACCAAUCGGCCUUCGACUGGGAUGAUGAAACAGCCAAGGCCUCUAAGCAGCAUCGCCUGAAACGCUACCACAGCCAGACCUAUGGCAACGGGUCCAAGUGUGACCUCAACGGGAGGCCCCGGGAGGCUGAAGUUCGGUUCCUCUGUGACGAGGGAGCUGGUAUUUCUGGGGACUACAUUGAUCGUGUGGAUGAGCCCUUGUCCUGCUCCUAUGUGCUGACCAUUCGGACUCCUCGGCUCUGCCCCCAUCCUCUCCUCCGGCCCCCACCCAGUGCUGCUCCCCAAGCCAUUCUCUGCCACCCUGCCCUGCAGCCUGAGGAGUACAUGGCCUACAUUCAGAGGCAAGCUGACUCCAAGCAGUAUGAAGAGAAAAUGAUAGAGGAGCUGCAAGACCCUCAAAUGUGGAGUGAGACCAAAUCUGGGGUGGUACCUACAAAGAGAGCAGGUGCAAGCCCAACCAAGGAUGGCAGUAAGGAAUCAGAUUUCUGGAAGAUGAUUCAUGAACCAGAGGACCAAGUCCAAGGAAAGGACGAAGCACAGGCUGAGGAGCAGGAAACAAACAUUGAGCCAGCAGAUCCAGCUCCAGGCUCUCCCAGUGAUUUUCAGAACAAUGUGCAGGUCAAAGUCAUCCGGAGUCCUGCAGACUUGAUUCGAUUGAUAGAGGAGCUGAAAGGUGGAGCCAAAAAGGGGAAGCCACAUGCAGGCCAAGAGCAGCCUGAAGACGAUGCUGCAGAAGUCCCUCAAAGGGAACCAGAGAUGAAGGAAAAGGGGGACGCAGAACAUCCGAAUGAGGUGGAAGAAGAGGAGGAGGAGGAGGAUGACGAUGAAGAUGAGGAUGAACGGCAGUUACUGGGGGAAUUUGAAAAGGAACUGGAAGGGAUACUGCUCCCGUCAGACCGAGAGCGGCUCCGUUCGGAGGUGAAGGCUGGCAUGGAGCAGGAGCUGGAGAACAUUAUCCAGGAGACAGAGAAGGAGCUGAACCCAGAUGGGCUGAAGAAGGAGUCAGAGCGGGAUCGGGCUAUGCUGGCCCUGACAUCCACUCUCAACAAACUCAUCAAAAGGCUGGAGGAAAAGCAGAGUCCAGAGCUAGUGAAGAAGCACAAGAGAAGGAAGAUUGUCCCCAGAAAGCCUUCCCCCUCCCUCCGACCAGCAGAGGAGGAUCCUGAGCACAGAGUCCGGGUCCGGGUCACCAAGCUCCGUCACAGAGGCCCCAAUCAGGAUCUGACAGUCCUCGAGAUGAAACGGGAAAACCCACAGCUGAAACAAAUCGAGGGGCUGGUGAAAGAGCUGCUGGAGAGGGAGGGACUCACAGCUGAAGGGAAAAUUGAGAUCAAAAUUGUCCGACCAGGGGCUGAAGGGACUGAGGAGGAUGCACGCUGGCUGACUGAUGAGGACACGAAAAACCUUAAAGAGAUUUUCUUCAAUAUCUUGGUACAGGGAGCUGAAGAGGCACAGAAGGAACGGCAGCGACAGAAAGAGCUGGAGAGCAAUUACCGCAGGGUGUGGGGCUCUGGAGGUGGGGAGGGCACAGGGGACCUGGAUGAGUUUGACUUCUGAGACCACUACUACCAUCGGUUGGCCAAGGAGUCCAGAGUCUUCCUAGAUUGGCCCCACUGCCUCCCCACUCAUCUCCCACCCCCUGGGACCCUGAAGGUAAAACAGUAGAGUAAAGCUGAGCUGUGGACUUCUGGGGCCCCAGCCAGGGGUGUAGAAGGGCCAUGGGGUGAGUACUGCUGCUACUGCUGAGAGCUGCCCUGAAGACCACCCUAGCCCUGUGAGUUUUGCUCUCUGAGGCUUCUCCCCACAUCCCCUGCCUGUUAUGUCCCUUAACUUGUUGGUCCCUGUUCCCUCCCUACCUAGAGAUCUUUUGAAUGGAGUAGAACAGGGGAACAAAAAGUGUGUGCUGUGUAAUAGGCCCUAAGAGACUGGCCCUGACCCUGCCCUGCUGCUAUUGGGAGUCACCUACCCCCUUCCCUUGGAUUGGAUUGGGAUUUCCUGCUCCUUUCCCUUCCCAUACUGUUCCCUACAAUCUGUGCUUCUGAGUUGAGGUGCCUUCCUCUGUUGCUGAGAAAAUGGGAGAAAGUUGCCCACCACCUCUGACACAAUCCAGUGAAAAGGGUGGGGUACAGACCCACCCAUCAUGUUGUUGAACAAUCAGGUUUCUAAAUAAAGAACUGGACCAUCACUCCA